AUGCAAGCACACAAAGCUAAUGGAAACUUGACAGAAGAUAGAACAGUGGUGAUGCGCAGGUAUACUCCUUCGGAUAAUAGAGAGGUCCUGCGUAUCUUCCAAGAAGGUAUGAUGGAAAUGGUGGCCGACACUGCUUUUCGUGGCUUACUGUAUCACCCAGAAAGUCAAUUACUGUACGCUGCUGUAACAGUUUCAAUCUAUGUGCUCACUGGAUCGAUAUGGUUGGCCUGCUGCAUACUGCCACUUGUAUUAGGCGCACGGUACCACUACAGUAGGAAAGUGGUGAAUAGAUACUUGGAAAGGGCGCAGGACAUGCAUGACAUUGACCAGUACUACAUGGAAUCCUCUGUUCACUGCCUCUGGGUUGCGGAAAUUGGAGGUUCAGUGGUUGGGAUGGUUGCAGCCCACUGUCUUCAGGAUGGCAGCAUAGAGCUGCUACGCAUGUCUGUGGACCAGCGCUUUCGAUGCCAGCGGGUUGGGGUAGCACUUGGCCAGCAGGUUCUCAAGUUUGCCCGUCUAUGUGCCCGCUCCUCUUCCUCUACUACCACCUCAGUGGUCCUGGGUACCACAGCGUACAUGGCAGCACCCCACCGCCUUUACCUGGCUCUAGGCUUCCGCUGCGUAGGCAUCACUGAAGGAUUCUCCACACCUGGCAUUGAGCGAUCCCUCCUGGAAAGAGCAUUCUACAGAGUCCGCCACCACCACUACAAAGUGGACUUAAAAUAG
Molecule: messenger RNA, 726 nt
Organism: Clupea harengus (Atlantic herring)
Lineage: Eukaryota; Metazoa; Chordata; Actinopteri; Clupeiformes; Clupeidae
Product: N-acetylaspartate synthetase-like
Cellular component (GO): mitochondrial membrane
Molecular function (GO): L-aspartate N-acetyltransferase activity
Source: RefSeq, a predicted model, not a curated record